GCGCAUAAAUGAGGUAGGAAAACAGACUGCUUGGUCAUGAAUGCCCAGUAUUCAUUCCCUUCUCGAUAGUGAGUCGAGAGUUGCGCCAGGUUGGUAGAGGAGCUUAAGGAGAAGUGAACGCGGCUUUAUCGUAUGAAACUUCCAGCGCUCUCUUGCGGACUACGUGUGACUUCCUGAUUGCAACUUGUGAACACGUGCCUGCAACCUGCCCAAGCAGGACUUGUCUCUCAUAAACGACAACGGUCACUGACAUUCUAGAGCAUCGUACAUCUAAAGCGGGUAGCUUCGCACUUUCGUUGCAAUGGAGACCGACGUGGUGUCGCAUUGCGUCUCACUCUUCCUUCCAUACACCGUUGCCUUUCACGAUGCGGCUGCGCUAGAAGAGACAGCAGAGACCGUACUUCAAGCGGUGGCGAACCGGUCUCGCACCGGCUCGAACGGCGAGCUGGCUUCGAAACCGUCACAGGCGAGUCUGUUGAAUGGGCCUACAGCGCCAUUGACGCCGGGCAUUCAGACCACUGACGAUCUCUUCCGCACCGACUCUUUGCCAGAUGCGACGAAAUUACAUUUUGCCAAGCCUGGAGACCCUCGCUCACUCGUGCGAAGCGACGUUGGUGGGCCUGACUGGGGAGCACAAGCCAUCUUCAAUCAGCCAACGUCGACUGCUGGACCGCUUCCCUCUGGUUCAAUCCUAGACUUUGCUCAAGUGCAUGAGGAACUGGAAAAGAAGCGACAGGAGGCACGAAAGCGUGUCAAAACCUCAUCGCCGCCAUCACGCGCCUCCCGUGCCGGCAGCCAUGACCGCGCUUACGACGGUAAGCAAUGGACCGUGGAGCCUGGACUGCAAGGUAAUGGUGGCCUGUCCAAUGCCAUGCGCGCCCUCGUCGACAUGGGUGAGGUUAACAUCAGCUGGAUCGGGACCAUCGGCUUCCCCACUGAUGUGUUACCUGUGAGCAUCAAGGAAGAUAUUUCGGACCUGCUCUCCACGAACUACGACUCGCAAGUCGUGUACGUAAGCGACAAGGACAUGGAUGGUCAUUACUCGCAUUACUGCAAGACCAUCCUCUGGCCAAUCUUCCACUAUCAGGUGCCAGAUCAUCCGAAGAGCAAAGCCUACGCCGACCACAGCUGGGAGUUCUAUAAGACCGUCAACCAAGCGUUCGCAGACAAGGCCAUAGCAAGUUACAAGCGUGGCGACAAGAUUUGGGUCCAUGAUUACCACUUGCUGCUCGUUCCACGCAUGAUUCGCCAGAAGUUACCCGAGGCGCAGAUCGGCUUCUUCCUACAUACGGCGUUUCCAUCAUCCGAGGUGUUCCGCUGCCUCUCGACACGUACGUACCUGCUUGAAGGCAUGCUCGGCGCCAAUCUCAUCGCCUUUCAGACGGAGGAGUAUGCGCACCACUUCCUGCAGACUUGUAGCCGCUUGCUCACGGUUGAAACCACUGCGGACGGUGUGCAGCUGGAGGAUCAUUUCGUCAAUGUCACAAACCAGCCAAUCGGCAUAAAUCUACAUGCCAUGGAAGUGGCUCGCAACGAGCCGGAGGUGCAGGAGUGGAUGAAGGUCGUCCAGGAGCGCUACAAGGACAAGAAGAUCAUCGUCGCCCGCGACAAGCUCGACAAUGUCCGUGGCGUCCGUCAGAAGUUGCUCGCAUAUGAGCUGUUCCUCAACAAGUAUCCGGAAUGGCGGGAGAAGGUUGUGCUGAUACAAGUCGCAACGUCAACGAGCGAGCAGUCAGAGCUCCUCACGACUGUCUCCGACAUUUGCAGCCGUAUUGACUCGGUGCAUUCCACGCUUGCUCAUCAGCCACUGGUGUUCCUGAAGCAAGAUAUCGGAUUUUCGCAAUAUAUGGCCCUCCUCUCCAUUGCCGACGUCCUAAUGAUCACCGCAUUGCGCGAUGGCAUGAAUCUGACCGCGCACGAGUACGUCUUCUGCCAGGAUGGUAGGGCGCCAAUCGGUAACAAGAAGUAUGGUCCACUCAUCCUAAGCGAGUUCACUGGCAGUGCCGCAGUGUUUGGCGGUGCACAGAUCUCUGUCAACCCUUGGGACUACCAACAGCAAGCCGAUGGGAUCAAGAAAGCGCUUGAGAUGGACGACGUGACGAAGGAGAGCAGUUGGAAAGCCUUGAACAGGAUCGUGACCACGCAGACCGGAGGUCACUGGGCCAGAGCAUUGAGCGAAGCUCUAGCAAAGGUGUACGACGAGCAUGCGACGCGGGCUAGGACAUCAGUGCCGCGUCUAUCGGUGAACAAAGUGACGGAGAAAUAUAAAGAAGCGGAACGCCGCGUCUUCAUCCUUGAUUAUGAGGGGACGCUCGCACCACAUCGAACCAACACCGGCAUGCCCUUGUCAUCACCGCAACGCAUACUCGAUGCACUCAUGGAGCUCAUGGCGGACUCCAAGAACAUCGUGUACGUCAUGUCCGGUCGCACACCCGAGGAACUGGAGAGCAACUUCCGUGUCCUGCCAUCACUCGGUCUUAUUGCGGAGAACGGCUGCUUCUUGCGUGAGUACGGUAGCGAGGACCACGCAUGGCAGCGCUUCACCGACGAAGAGGAGACUGCCAAGUGGAAAGACCAGGUUCGCAGCAUAUUGAAAUACUACGAAGAUCGUCUCGAGGGCAGCUAUAUCGAAGAGCGUCACUGCAGUCAGUUCUUCCGCUACGAUAAGUGCGAAGACCAGGAAGCUGCGAUCCGUUUUGCCGGUGAAUGUGCAGACCAGAUCAACACCGCCUGCCGGUCUAUGGGUAUCCACGCCGUACCUAUCGCCAAGGCAGUCCUAAUCGAGCAGGUCGGAUUCAGUAAGCGUACGGCGACAACUCACCUGUUCGAUCAGCUACGCGAGCGUGCUAUUGCUCGUGGCUUUCAGCUUCCAAGCUUCCUGCUGGUUGCCGGCGAUGACCGCGAGGACGAGGUGGUCUUCCAGUGGGCUAACGAGCUGGCGAAAGCGGGCACAAUCCGCGAUGUCUUCACCGUCUCCGUUGGCAAGCGCAACACAGUCGCUCAAAAUACGCUCACGCAAGGCACUACAGGUUUGCUCACUACGCUGCAGAAGCUUGCGAAGGCUAGCACCGAGUCGAAUCCGGGUGACUAUUUCAAUCGCGGAAGGGGGCAAGGGAGUGCGUAGAUGAAGUUCGCAGGUCAAGUUCGCAGGUCAAACAAGCGCUCAAGUGUACGCGCAUGAUGGCAAGGAGCAAGCGUAGGGUGCGUUAUGGCGUUCUAAUACCCGAGAGGCACAGCCCUCGUUAUGCUUUAGGUCAUGUCUCUACUCCCGAC
Baudoinia panamericana UAMH 10762 is the source of this 3273-nucleotide messenger RNA. RefSeq names its product glycosyltransferase family 20 protein. The coding region runs from base 302 to 3124 and encodes 940 amino acids. Gene Ontology annotation, molecular function: catalytic activity. Gene Ontology annotation, cellular component: cytosol; alpha,alpha-trehalose-phosphate synthase complex (UDP-forming). NCBI's taxonomy places the organism in Eukaryota, Fungi, Ascomycota, Dothideomycetes, Mycosphaerellales, Teratosphaeriaceae. Gene Ontology annotation, biological process: trehalose biosynthetic process. The transcript is spliced from 2 exons. The record is from RefSeq and is a predicted model, not a curated record.